UCGGCUGCCCCAAAUUUCCCACCAGAGAAAAACCCUAAUCGCCAAAUCGAAAAUUUGAAUCCCUUAUCCCUUAAUUAGUCAAAAAGAGACGACAAACUUCCAGACUUAAGAAUCUUUCAAUCCUUUCCUCCGGAUCGCUAUAAAUACCCGCUUUCGGUAGCCAAAUUGCGUUACAUCUAUACUUCCAACUUCCUCUGCGACUCUUAUCAUCUUUGGUCAUCUCCUCUGCGACUCACUCGGAUUUCUAAUGGGCGAAGGAUUGAAGAAGAUGUUCAACGAUAAGUACUCCUCAUAUCAGGCCGAGGAGGAAGAAGAUCUCGGCGAGGACACCGAUUCCGGCGGAGAAUCGGAUUCCGCACCGUCGCCCCGAAGCCAGCUACAGAGAUCGCCUUCAUCUCGCUUCGAUUCCGACAACCCACUUUACGAUUUCUCCUACCUCGUCGAGCAGCUACCUGUGAAGAAAGGUCUCUCCAAAUACUACCAGGGAAAGUCUCAAUCAUUCACAUCCCUCUUAGAAGUAAAUUCUUUGGAAGAUCUUCCCAAGAAGGAGAAAGAGGUUAUCUACCCAAGAAAGAUGAAGUCCUGCAAGAGCUAUACAAAUCUGGAUUUGGCUGAAAUGUCUGUUUCUUUAUCAUCUGAGAACAAAACCAUUCCAAAGAAGAACCCUCCAGCCAUGGCUUCUUGUGCUUCUUCCAUUGCCAGAAGCAACAGUGGCGGCUUUCUUAGCUGCGGUCGCCGCCGUCCGCCCAUUCCGGUGAACAAACGCCAGUAAACUCGCUUUAGAAGUCCUGUAACCAAGUUAACUAAGGCUUUGUUUGGGACGGCUUUGUUGCUGCUUCUUAAAGCAGCUUUCUUGUUCAAUAAUUAAAAUUUUUGUACUAAAAAUCUGCUUUAAGAAGCAAUAAGAAAGCCAUCCCAAACGAAAGCCUAAACCAGAGUCUUAUUGUUUCCUUGUUGAAAUUUUUUGUAUAUAAGAGGGAGGUUCAGGUGGCAUUGAGAAACUUCUUUUAAGACUUUUUUGUUAGAAAAAUUUGAGUUCAAUUUCAAUAGUAUUUGAUUCUGAAUUUUGCUGAUU
Dendrobium catenatum is the source of this 1075-nucleotide messenger RNA. RefSeq lists its product as uncharacterized. Lineage: Eukaryota; Viridiplantae; Streptophyta; Magnoliopsida; Asparagales; Orchidaceae. The transcript has 2 exons. The coding region runs from base 248 to 772 and encodes 174 amino acids. The record is from RefSeq and is a predicted model, not a curated record.